Messenger RNA from Phialemonium atrogriseum, 1082 nucleotides. RefSeq lists its product as uncharacterized. The transcript is spliced from 2 exons. The record is from RefSeq and is a predicted model, not a curated record. The coding region runs from base 135 to 662 and encodes 175 amino acids. Lineage: Eukaryota; Fungi; Ascomycota; Sordariomycetes; Cephalothecales; Cephalothecaceae.
AGUGUUUCUCGCUGAGUCCUCAAAGCAUCCCACAUCCACAGUUUAAGAAGCUACCUAUUUAAUACUGGAUUCGCCUCUUGAUCAUUUCUAUUCUGUCAUUCUCGCUUCCCACAUUCCCUCUUUUUCUCGCCGAGAUGAUGCUUUGGAUUGCCUCCCUUUUGGCAACUGCCAUCCCGUUGGCAGCGUCCUUCCCGACCUACGCGAUUCCAAAGGCAUUCACCAAGUCAUUCCUGGUGCAGGCAAGCUGUUCACUUCCGGAGGGUUUCGAGAUUCAUAAUUUUCAGACGUGGACUCCAGUUGAGGGGAACGACGAGUCUCUGGUUGUCCAGUUUGGCUACGUCGAUAACAGCACUGGCAUAAAUACAUCAUGCCAGCACAACUCGACCUCGAAGAAUGUUGGCAAGCCCGACCUUGCUCCAAGAUACGCCUGCGAUGAUCCUCUUGCCCAGUUCAUCUGGCAGAAUGAAAUCUUGACCAUGAUCGAGACGGCCUGCCCAGGGGCAACCGAGUCCCUUCAAUACGAGGCCUCCGGGUCUGUCAAGCCAGAAACCCAGUGCUCCGCUACGAGCUGCGAUUAUCCAUCUGGUGAUGGAACUGAGUGCUUGGCAGUCAAUACCGUCAUACAAGGGAACUUCACUAGCUUGCAGCCAUCCCCGCCGUAAAGGUGAAGAAGGGGUUCGGGAAUCGCGGCGGGAGGCGAGCAAUGUCCUGGGACAGUCUUUUGGAAGGGACCAUACAUAGAUUUCUCUUUCCUGGCAACGCAGUAAUAUUCGAGUAACUCCCGCACUGGGCGCAUAAUGACAGGCAAUCCCGUUAUCAGUGUUGUUCGGAAUGAGGCUUGCUUUAAUGGGUAAUGCAUUUUGCGGGGUGUUACAUCCCAGCCGCAGCGGCCCCUCCCUUGGCAUGGGACUUAACCUUCGCCUCUUCUCAACAUUCGUGCAUGUGGCUUGCUUGUUUCAACAAACCACCUGCCGCUUCCUCGUUUCCACAUCAUGUGCUCUCUAGGAAGCCAUCUCGGAGUCGCAUCUCACCUCCAAUGACCACGUGCCCGCAUUUAGCCACGAAAUAUGCCCUUCUGUUUC